Molecule: messenger RNA, 1886 nt
Organism: Electrophorus electricus (electric eel)
Lineage: Eukaryota; Metazoa; Chordata; Actinopteri; Gymnotiformes; Gymnotidae
Product: forkhead box protein B1-like
Biological process (GO): anatomical structure morphogenesis; cell differentiation; regulation of transcription by RNA polymerase II
Molecular function (GO): DNA-binding transcription factor activity, RNA polymerase II-specific; RNA polymerase II cis-regulatory region sequence-specific DNA binding
Source: RefSeq, a predicted model, not a curated record
UGGAAAAAGCAAGUAUAACAAAUAACCGACAUACGGGAAAGGUCUGCGAAGUCGCGUGUCUGCCAAAGUCAGGUAGGCAGUUCAUUUCAAAGUUUUGAACACGCGCGGUCCAUGGGGUGGUCAGUGAACAGGAACUCCAACACUGCCUUCAGAAAGUGAUCUCGGAUCAAUGUGCACGGAGCAGCACGUUCGGACGGAUCUGCCUUACUGGGCUUAAGCAGACCUCGGAGAAUAAAAGAUCAAAGCUGAGAAAUGCCCCGACCAGGAAGGAACACGUACAGCGAGCAAAAACCGCCCUAUUCCUACAUCUCUCUGACAGCCAUGGCAAUACAAAGCUGCCCGGAGAAGAUGCUACCACUUAGUGAGAUUUACAAGUUCAUCAUGGACAGGUUCCCCUACUACCGGGAAAACACGCAGCGCUGGCAGAACUCUCUUCGCCACAACCUUUCCUUUAACGACUGCUUCAUCAAGAUCCCGCGGAGGCCAGACCAGCCUGGGAAAGGGAGCUUCUGGGCUCUCCACCCCAGCUGCGGGGACAUGUUCGAGAACGGGAGUUUCCUGAGGCGCCGCAAGAGGUUCAAAGUUCCGGCGACACCCGACCCGGUAACACAGAACAAGCCCGCUGACACCACGCACUACCUUCAGCAACAAGCCAAACUUCGCCUGAGUGCUUUAGCGACCACCGGGACGCAUCUUUCGCAAAUGAACAAUUAUAAUUUCGGGGUGUCACCGCCGACUACGUUCAAACAUCCUUUUGCUAUAGAAAACAUAAUCGCCAGAGAUUACAAAAUACCGGGAGGCCUUACUUUCUCAACCAUGCAGUCCAUGCCUGCGGGUUAUCAGAUUCACAAUCAGCUGACCACAGCCUGGCCGCACAUGUACAACAGCAGCGUGAUGGACACAGCCGCACCGAUCUCAAUGCCAAGCGCCGAGUAUUCCGCCUACGGAGUUCCACUUAAAUCUCUAUGUCACGGUGCGCAAACUCUGCCGGCGAUUCCGGUCCCUAUCAAAGCCACUCCGCCCUCUGUCCCAAGGCUCGCGGCACUCCACGCGCAUCUCCCGGCCUUUCUUUCAGUCUCUCCCCAGUCCACGAGCCCAACGCCUCCGCACGUAGCCGCUACAAACAGCAGCUCCACCACUCACAGCAUGUCCGCGUCUCUACAGUCCGUCGCCGUUCACUGAAAAUGUCUUGGACUCAAAACUUUUGUCAGACACAGAAACUGGAAACCAAACUCAGAAGGCAAGAAAAUAUUUUUAUCGGUUACAAAAAAAUCAUAUGAACAUUUUUAUUUUCACGAAUUCGCGCAAUACUUUAGAUGUCAACGCAGACUGUGCGUUAGUAGAGGCAGCCGCGUAUGAAAUAUAUAAAAUUAUUCAAGGCCUGUUUUAUUUACUUUUAUUCAAACCGAGUUCAAAUGUUAUUAAUUACAUUACAUUACACGAUGUUACACUAUAUUAGCAACUAACUUAAAUGAAUCUAUUUUGCUGUGAAGCUCGUUUAAAAUGGCACAAGGCAAACAAAGUUUAAUCAGAGCCAGACUCUUAAACUGCAUAACGUAACAUAUUGAAGUGUACAUAACUUCCGUUAAAAGAGAAACUGUGCAUAUUCUGGUUUAAAAUGAUCACACACGGGAAUCACCAGACCUACUUGGAAAUGCAAGUUUCUAAAGUGCACAGUGCGAUGAUGUAAAAAACUGAGCUGAAAAUAUUUUAUAUGCACUUUUGUGAUGGUACAUAUACUGGAAGAACAGGUGCUGUUCGGAUAAUGCUUAUGUUAUCAGCUUUUGUGUGCAUGUGUAAUCAGUUCUGUAUAUUUGUACGUUUUCUGCAGAUAUUAGCAUGCUUUGUUGUAUUUGCUGCUAGCAUGCUACUUUUCAUAUGCGAUA